UCAACAGAUGAGGUUCACUGAUGCCCCAGUGACUGUCAUUUAACAUUAUUUUAGUGUGUGGGAGAUUCUAUUAAAAAGUAAGUGAAAAGUAUCUCAGGAAGUAUUAGCAGGAAUUUAUUCUGGCUCAAGUCUGCUGUAUGAGCUUGCUGAAUGCCUUAGACAGGAGGGCGAACAAAACUGUAUAGUGAAUGCACAGCUGACACCAAGAUUGACACAUAAGGUCACUUUCACUUUUGUUACUCACAGCAACAUUCACAUUAUCUUCUGAUCUGAUCCAGUAUUUGUUGAUCCAAAUAUUUUUGGUCCCAUUUGUCUAAAAAUCCCACUCAGCAAGCUCAUACAAGCCUAUUGUAAUGAACUAAUGAUAUUAGCAGAUACACAAAUGAGAAAAAAUCGACACAUUCACUUAAUUUACAUUCACACAUGAGCACCAUCAUCACUGUAUCACGUUAUCAUGAUUACCUGUUAAGAUGUCUUUGGCCACACGGUCUAACUUAUCCAUAUUGCCGUCCAUAUGCCCGUUGUGAGCAAAGCAGCUGGAAACAACUCACUCGUUAACUGUGAAUAAAAACAAAAUACUGUCAAAACAAGCUAUACAUUAGACAGAAAAUCGUGCAGAGCCAGCCUUUAAAACCAGGCAGAAUUUUUUAGGUAAAGUAUAAUCAUUAACACUUCACAUUAUUUACGGCGGAGUAUAGCCGCAUUAGUCAAAGUAAUCAACAGCAUGUUUGAGACCAAAAAUGGCCAAUGCGAGGACGAUGUCGCUAUGCUCAUGCGUCCCCCACGUGUUAACAUGCAGACUAAAGGGAAACCUUAUACUUGGGGAUUGACGAUGUCAUUCAUGCCAACCAUUGCCAACAAAAGACAGCGGGUGAAUGUAUAACAUAUAAUUAGCAGAGUAAAAUAUAUCAUGCGAGGUUACUACAUAUCAUGCGAGGUUACUACAUAAGGCAAACUGCACCAAAGGUAUCAUAGUUAGCAUUAGCCAUCUGGAGAUUGUGCAAGGUGCACGAAGCUUUGGCCCCCUUUUCCAAUAGGUUUAUUUUUUUAAUUUACCGGAACCUCGACUCCUUUAAAAAUGUACUCAAAUGAUCUUUGACUGAAAUAAUCUCCAACCCUCUAUGGUCUGAAAGUUUCAUACACACCUGAUAGCGUAUCUGUAUCUUCUGAUAUCUCCUCUUCUCACGUCCUUGCAGCAGCAGCAGCCAGGGUAAAAAGAACGCGCAUAUAUUUUUAAACGGAGAAGUCGUUAGGCGAAUCCAAGUCAGCCCGAAUUGGGAGUGCAUGGAAUUGUGGAAUAAAAUCGAAGAGUUAUGAAGUAGUCAACUAUAGCAGUCAAUAAAAGUUUCGUCUCCAGUUUUGAAAAAGAAAUUUACUAUUUGGGUAAAAGAGGCUGGGUGCAAUCACACAAUUCACAUUAGGUCAGUCACCCCAACCCCCCGGUUUUGUAUGGAAUUGUCCAUCGCGAGAAAGCGGGAAAGCGAAAACGCGGGAUCUCAAUCAAUCAAUGCAUAGUUAGGAACACUUUGUGAGGAUGGCUGGUUGGCGAUGUGUGAUUUGCUUUGCAUUUAUUGCACUGACUUUAAAAGUGUUUUUAAGCCACAUUAACACGGUGCAUGGACGUAGUCGAAACUUCCGUGUGAUUUGUGGAAUCGAUGGGUGCAAAGAAGAAUACCGGGUAUUCAAUUCAUUCUAUUAUCACAUCAAGCGUAGGCAUGCAGCGUACCUCGCCAAUGGUCGUCCGCCCAGGGACUUGAUUCCAGUUAGCUCAAGGUGCCAUGGGGGUGAACGAUUCGACAUGGGCCUACCUAUUUUUUCCAACUGUAUCACUCCAGCUACCCACCAAGUUCAAGAUUCUACUCCAACUACCAAUAUGAGGCAGAACACAACGCAGGUUGACUUUAGAGAAGAUGACGCUUGCCAGGAGAGCGGGGGGAUUGAACAACUGCAAUCUAACAAGGAAAAGGAAUUGUCCAGACAUGCAGCCGCCUUUACCGUGGAUGUUCGUGAAACUUGCUGUCUUUCUCGGGUAGGAUAUGCUUUUUUGUGAUUUUAUGGGUUUCACUGAGGACAGAUCACAUUUUUACUUAAAUUGUAUUUGCAAUAAAAGAUGUGAAUACUACAUAAAAUUCUUCUGAGUGACACAUUUUAUGUUUUCACCCAUAUCCUGUCAUUCAUAGUCUUUGUAAUGCCAUAAUAGUGUGCUUUUCUGCCUCUUCUCACUACAGGGUAAUACCAACAGGAUUAUAGGGAAAACCCAGCAGUUACAAAUGGCUGUUGUAGGAACCUUGCAGGACAGAGUGAUGGAUGUCUUUGAUAGACAUGACCCUUCAGUCAGCAUUGACCAGCUCCGAAAUGAGAUUUUGGCAACGUUUGAGGGUUUUCCAGAUCCAUUUUCCAACUUGACUACAACUUACAUGCAGGACCAAACCAUUGAGGAACUAUUUAAACCAGUGGAACCAGAGGAGGUUAUAAUUUCACAAACACUGUGUAGAGUUAAGCGAGGCUCUUCAAGGGUUCUUACCAUUAGAAACAAAGUUUUUUUCUAUGUUCCUCUCAUCAAGAGUCUACAGCAACUGCUAUCCAACCCUAGAAUUUUUAGCAUGGUCAGUAAUCCACCAGAAAAUUGUAACAAAAAUGGAUAUCUCCGUGACAUUGUGAAUGGCAGCCUUUUCAGAACUCAUCCAUUGUUUUCUGUUAAGCCAACUGCUUUACAGUUAAUUUUGUAUUCCGAUGAAAUAGAGAUUUGCAACCCUCUUGGACCCCAUGCCUCAAAGAACAAGUUACUCAUGUUUUAUUAUACUGUAGGAAACAUAAACCCCAAGUUUAGGUCUAAGCUUGCAGCCAUAAGACGUCUUGCCAUUGCAAAAGCUGAGGAUAUCUCAGAGGCUGGUGCUGAUGUUAUAUUAACAAGAAUUGAACAGGAUUUGAAGGAACUGUACAAUGGUGUCAACAUUGAAGUUGGAAAUAGUGAGACUAUAUUAUAUGGUGCAGUAAUAUCAAUAUGUGGUGAUACCCCUGCUCAGCAUGACCUGGCCGGGUUUAAAUCUGGAGUUGGGUUUGCUUUCAGUAAGUGUAGGCAUUGUGAGUGUGACUUUGAGACAAUGCAAAACCAAUUUGAUGAAAAUAGUUUUACCCCAAGAACAUUACAAAGUCACAUCAGGCAGUGCAGAGAAAUAGAGAGGGCCAGUACAGACUCUCUUAAAAAUGCCCUCAUGACUACCUAUGGUAUAAAAAGAAGGAGUAAACUUUUAGAUUUUCCAGGCUAUGAUCUCAUUCAACAAACCCCUCAAGAUAUAAUGCACAUCAUGCUUGAGGGUGUUGUGCAACAGGAAAUAAAAUGUGCAUUAAAGCACAUUAUUUUGUCAGGGCAUAUUGAUCUAGACUCUAUAAAUUCAGUUAUACAAGGUUUUCCAUAUUCAAACAGGGAUAUAAAAGACAAGCCAUGUCCAAUCAGUGUGAGUACAAUGGCUUCUGAUGAUAACAAACUAAAACAGUCUUCUGGACAGAUGCUGAUAUUUCUGAAGAUAUUCCCUUUUAUUAUGAAUAGCAUCAAGGACAAUGUCUAUGUACAGUUUAUCAUCGAAUUAAUUCAAAUAACUCACAUUCUUUUUGCUCCUAUUGUGAUGACGGAAACCUUACAAAAACUGAGAGUAUUGAUAGAGCAGCAUCUGAAACAAUUUAGGCAACUUUUCCCAGACAACAACAUAACCCCUAAGCAACAUUAUAUGCUACAUUUACCCUCACAAAUUGAAGCACUGGGUCCUUUGACUAGACACAUGUGCAUGAGGUUUGAGUCUAAGCAUUGUUUUUUUAAACAGUGGUCCUCUAAAUUAAAUUAUAAAAAUGUCUGCAAAUCUCUUGUAAAUCAUAGCAAAAUUGUCGAAAGUACCUAUCAAACAAACAAUAUAUUUGCUCAUGAAAAAGAAUUAGGCCCCACAUCAGCGGUAUCAGAGGCCUCAGAGGCAUAUGUCGGUUCAAAGAUUAGAGAUUUUUUGAAUAUUGACAGUUUCCAUCAUGUAAUCUCUGUGAAAUGGAUGUCUCUUAAUGGCAACAAGUACAUUAGUGGAAAGACUUUAAUAAUCACAGACUCAAAUGAUGGGCUCCCUAUUUUUGGACUAAUAAGUAAUAUUUAUGUUAUUGAUUCAUCUUUAUUUUGCUGUGAAUAUCAAGUGUUUGACACAUUGAAAUGGGAUACAGAUUUACAAUCAUAUGAAAUUGCUGUGCCAAAUGCUGCACAGGCAACAGAGUUUAUAGAUUUAGAAAAACUACCUGAUUACACUGCAUACCACCCUGUACCAUUCAAUAGUAAAACAUAUGUUUUGAGAAAAUAUGACCUAACUGACGUUUUGUUGUAUGAGAAGGUAUGAUGUAUUAAAAUAAAUGAGUGAAUCAGCACAGAAGAAAUAGUUUGCUUUAUUUACUGUAUGUUAAUCCUUAAGGCAGAGCUUCUAUUAUAAUAAGCUUAUAUGUAUGAUGUACUGUAGUUAUGAUGUAUUGUAGUUUACUUUGUUCUGCAACGUGAACGGGCCACCGGUGAGGUUCAGAAUCUCAAAGCUAAAUCAUGAAUGACAAUCUCAAUGACCCUAUCAAUUUGAAUGCAAUCACAGUUGAUUAGCUGGAAUAUCUUAAUGAGAUGGGUCAGUUCUUAAAAUAGGUUAAUAUGGAUUGUCUUGAAACAAGUAAAAAUGUACUCACAGUCUAAAUGUUAACGCGACUCAGUCCGUAAUGUGUGCUAUUUUAAGAAAAAAGCUGCUCAGAAUUAGUUUUAUUAUCUAGGUAGGAUGAAAAAGAUGAAUUUUCUUGAAACAAGUCAAAUAAUCUAAACAAUAUUCAGUCUUACUAAGAAAAUACAUUGAAAAACAAGUGUAAUAAGACCAAAAUGCUAAAUUCAAGUUUAUUACACUUUUAUAGAUUUUCAUUUUUUGCAGUGUAUAUAUUAUAUGAUAUAGAUAUCUAUGUAGGCAAUAUGAUAAUAUUUAGAUAUAGAG
Messenger RNA from Gadus chalcogrammus (walleye pollock), 4991 nucleotides. RefSeq lists its product as uncharacterized. NCBI's taxonomy places the organism in Eukaryota, Metazoa, Chordata, Actinopteri, Gadiformes, Gadidae. The transcript has 2 exons. Bases 2271 to 4370 code for a protein of 699 amino acids. The record is from RefSeq and is a predicted model, not a curated record.